UCCUGUGUGCUGAGAUCUCAAUCAGAAGUCAAUUCGAUUCGGUUUUACCGCCUCUCCUCUGCGAGUAGGACGGGCUUAUCACGGCUAUACACAACUGUUUCAGUGACUGAACGAUGGCAGUGAACCUAAGCAAAAACGGCAUUGCCCUGACAAAUGCCUACAAAGAGGUGGUAGAUGAGAAAUGCAACACCAAUUGGGCAUUGUACACCUAUGAGGGGAACACUAAUGAUAUCCGAUUGGCAGAGAAGGGAGAUGGUGGACUGGAGGAACUGGUGGAGGAACUUAGCAGCGGGAAAAUUAUGUACGCGUUCUGUCGUGUCCAGGACCCAAACUCUGGCCUGUGCAAAUACGUCCUCAUCAACUGGACUGGAGAAGGUGUGAAAGAUGCCAGGAAAGGACUAUGUGCCAAUCAUGUCAGCUCCAUGGCAAAUUUUCUCAAGGGCGCACAUGUCACAAUAAAUGCCCGUGCAGAGGAGGAUGUGGAACCUGAGGCUAUUAUGCAAAAGGUGGGCAAGGCCUCGGGGGCCAACUAUAGCUUCCACAAAGAGUCCAACAAGUUCCGAGACGCUGGUCCCCAGGGGCCUGUGGGCUCUGUGUAUCAGAAGACCAACGCUAUGUCUGAAAUCAAGCGCACCAAUAAAGACAACUUCUGGGCGCAGACAGAGAAAGAUGAGGAGAAGCGGCGACAGGAGGAGCGCUGCAAGGCAGACGAGGAGCGCCAGAAGCUGGAGAAAGACAGGAAGGAUCGAGAGGCCAAGGAGGCAACUCUCAGAGAGAAGAGAGACAAGGAAAGGGCCUCUAUGAUCGACCAGCAGAAGAAGUACCAGCAGCAGCAGGAAGCUGAGAGCAGAGAAGAUGAGAAACAACAAUGGGAGGAACAGGAGAAGGACUUCCAGGCAACUCAGAAGAAAGGGAUGAAGCGUGGUGAAUCUGUGGAGAAAGCCAAUGAGGCAGCCUCUCUGAUCUCCCAGCGCUCUAUGAACCCCAGAGAGAUGUUCAAGCAGAGAGAGAAGGGCAUGGACACCCCUGCUGAUGCUGCCCACGCCCCUGCCAGCCCCCAGCCAGGGCGUUUGCAAAGCCCUUUUCUCUCUAAGCAAACAUGUGAGCCUGAGGCGUCCCGCUCGCCCCUGCGUCAAGCCUCCCCACUCUCUGCAGGCUCUGCCUCUCCUGUCCCUACUGCAGAACCCAGUGUGGAUGAGCUCGUUGUGGAUGAGUCAUCCCAGUCUGAGUGCUUGGAUGAGCAGGAUGCAACCCCUAUUCAGGAUGCAGUCCCUGAGGAACAGUGGCAAGAUGAAGUGAAGGCACCAGCUCCUCCCACUCAGCACAACCAUCCCACAGAGCCAGCCCAAAAUGAUCUCUAUGAGGAGCCCCCACAGGUGGAAGAGAACACAUUUGAGGUGCCUGCAGGGGAGAAGACGGACCGAGGUGUCUGUGCCAGGGCUCUAUACGACUACCAGGCUGCUGAUGACACCGAGAUCUCCUUCGAUCCUGAUGACAUCAUUACUGGCAUCGAGAUGAUUGACGAGGGCUGGUGGCGGGGCUACAGCCCAGACGGGCAUUUUGGAAUGUUCCCAGCCAAUUACGUGGAGGUUAUUUAGGUCCAUACCUCGCCCACUCACUAGAUCAGCAUAUUGGAGGCAGAAUAGAAAAGAUCCCCCCCAGAAGAAUUUGGCAGUAGGAAAACUGCUAGGGUCCAGAACACAGCAGGUCAGAAGUAACUCAACAGUGAACCCUUUAGAAUAGUUUGCUGAACUGGAUCUGCCACAUUAAGGACCAAUAUAUGAACAAUAACCAUGGGACCAGGGGUUGCACAAAUCUAUCCCUGUUGAAGGAAGCAAUUCAAUUAUGUUGUUGAUGUUGUGAGCCCUUAGAUGGCAUAGUUUAGGUUUUGAUGAAAACCCAUAUAUUGGCCAACCCCAAACUGAAUCUCUCACCUUUUAAUGUGAUGCAGUAAAUUGUCAGGCUUUUUAGAUUUUUCAAUUCAAGUUUCCAUUGCGAACAUUAAUAGCACAUUCCUUAUAAAGUGAAUCCAGUUUUGUUCCAGAUAUACUAUUUUUGUUAUUUGUAGCAUUCACUCCUGUUGGGUUCAGGAUAAUAUUUCAUCGCUCACAUAAUGGUACCAACUAUGAUCUUUGGCCUUUUUUGCCUUUUCCUCAGACUAAUAUUUUAUGUGAGUAUUUCUUUGUCAGAAAUUUGUUUGCUUGAAAGGAAUCCUGUGUGAAUUUCCAACAGUAGUUUGGUAUUGCAGUGGAAUUGAAUAUUUGCUAUGCUCUCUGGGUGGCUGAACUCGAGGGAAAAUAGGGGUGUAAAUAAUGACACAAUCAUAUUCUUGUGAAAUAUUUUUUUUUUUUUAAAUACAGCUGAAGUCCUGAAGUCUACAUACACUUAGGUUGGAGUCAUUAAAACUUGUUUUUCAACAUCUCCACAAAUUUC
Salvelinus namaycush (lake trout) is the source of this 2433-nucleotide messenger RNA. RefSeq names its product drebrin-like b (gene dbnlb). Bases 114 to 1598 code for a protein of 494 amino acids. Gene Ontology annotation, molecular function: actin filament binding. NCBI's taxonomy places the organism in Eukaryota, Metazoa, Chordata, Actinopteri, Salmoniformes, Salmonidae. The transcript has 15 exons. Gene Ontology annotation, cellular component: postsynaptic density; actin filament; site of polarized growth. Gene Ontology annotation, biological process: regulation of actin filament polymerization; positive regulation of dendritic spine morphogenesis; positive regulation of axon extension. The record is from RefSeq and is a predicted model, not a curated record.